Messenger RNA from Paramecium tetraurelia, 1476 nucleotides. RefSeq lists its product as uncharacterized. The record is from RefSeq and is a predicted model, not a curated record. Gene Ontology annotation, cellular component: cytoplasm. Gene Ontology annotation, molecular function: cystathionine beta-synthase activity; cysteine synthase activity. The transcript is spliced from 4 exons. NCBI's taxonomy places the organism in Eukaryota, Ciliophora, Oligohymenophorea, Peniculida, Parameciidae.
AUGAUUUAAGACACUUCCAAAGACACUAUUCAAUGCACUUAUAAAAGAGGUCUGGCAUAAUAACAAGCACCUACUCCUCACUCUCAUUCCCAAUUUGUACCAUUCAAGAAGAUAUACAGUGAUGCUCUAGAUGCAAUUGGGCAUACUCCAAUGAUUCGUUUGAACAAAAUUCCAAAAGAAUUUGGUUUGAAAUGUGAGGUGUUGGUGAAAUGUGAGUUUGUUAAUGUAGCUGGAUCGAUCAAAGAUAGAAUAGGAGUGAGAAUGAUAGUAGAUGCAGAAAAACAAGGAAGGCUUGGACCAGGAAAGUCAAUAGUCGAAGCCACCUCUGGAAACACAGGAGUAGGUUUGGCAUUGGCAUGUGCUGUUAAAGGAUAUCCUUUGUACAUAACUAUGCCUGAAAAAAUGUCUUAAGAGAAGUAAGAUGUUCUAACAGGGCUUGGAGCUAAAGUGAUAAGAACACCAACAGAAGCAGCCUGGUAUGAACCUGAGUCACUAAUCUAAGUGGCUAAAAGGAUGGCAGCUGAGAAUCCAGACAUUAUCCUCUUAGAUCAAUAUUCAAAUCCAUCAAACCCCUUAGCUCAUUAUGAAGGAACAGCAGAAGAAAUUCUAUGGGCCUGUGAUGAUAAAUUGGACGCUAUUGUCAUGUCUACAGGUACAGGAGGAACAGUUACUGGAGUAGGUAGAAAAAUUCAUGAGAGAGUCCCUGGAUGUAAAGUCAUAGCUGUAGAUCCUUUUGGGUCAGAUUUAGCACUGCCUCCAGAGAUUAAUAAGACUGACAUCAAAUCCUAUAAGGUUGAAGGCAUUGGUUAUGAUUUCAUACCAAAAGCUCUUGAUAGAACAGAAGUUGAUUUUUGGAUCAAGUCCAAUGACAAAGAUAGUUUAAACAUGGCUCGCAAAUUGAUGGCUGUAGAAGGGCUUCUUUGUGGAGGUUCUUCAGGUGCUAAUGUUUGGGGAGCUUUUGAAUGGGCUAAAUCACAAAAUUUUACAGAAUAAUAGAGAAUUGUCAUCAUCUUACCAGAUAAUAUCAGAAAUUAUAUGACAAAACACUUAAAUAAAACUUGGAUGAUAGAAAAUAGAUUGAUAUCUUAUGAUGAGUUGAAGGAGCCAGACCAUCCAUUAGCUGGUAAACCAAUAUCUGAACUUAAUCUCCCUGAAAUCACUCUAUUGAAUGUUGAGACCACUACCAUAGGCGAAUGUUUGGAUUACUUAAGAACAUAUCCUGCUGUGCCAUUAUCAAAAGAUGGAAUAUUAGUUUCUGUUGUAUUUUAGAAGAAAUUAUUGGCUGGAAUGGUUGAUAAAAAAUUAAAUAAUAGAGAUUUGGCUAAAAAAGUACAAUCCAGAGAUUUUGUUGUUGUUCCUAAUACACUAGAUUAAAAUUAAUUAGAAAGAAUUGUUGAAAGACAUGAGGUAGUUUUUGUUGAAGACGGUGAAAAACUGAGAUAUGUAACUCCUGGAGAAUUAUUAUAGUAAUUUUGA